CUCUUCUCUCAUCACGCCACCUGGACUGUACACGAGGCCAGCUAAGGACGCAACGGGGAGAGAGAAGGGACAGCGACUGUUACGAAGGCAGAGCAGAGCAAACGACUCACACUGAGGAUAAGCGUUGAUCUGAGCCGGCAGGGCUGAAGGCUCAGCCAGCGGCACUGCAGAGGCACAACAGCACCGUGGGCUCUGCUGCGAGAGGCGAGACCGGAGCUGGGCUUGGACAGGGUCAGAACCAUGCGGUCCCGCAGCAACAGUCUGGAGGACGUAACCAAGGCCAAGCAGCCUGCAGACGCUCGCAAGCGAUCUGCAGAGCGGGAGGAGCCCUCAGGACGGGCGGAGCGGCGCAGUCGACACCGGGAGCCACCAGAUGACACCGGCACCGUUCAGCGGAACCACAAAACCACCAAGAACAACAGCAGCGCCGCUGGGACCAGUGCUGCAAAGGGCGGCCGGCGGGAGAAGGGCAGGGACCUGUCCAGAGACGACCUCGUCUUUCUGCUGAGCCUGCUGGAAGGAGAGCUGCAGGCCAGAGACGAGGUGAUCACAGUGCUGAAGGCAGAGAAAAUCGACUUGGCCCUGCUCGAGGCCAAAUAUGGUUUUGUUACGCCACAGAAGGUCCUGCAGGCCCUGCAGAGGGACGCUAUCCAGGACAAGACCGACGUCUUCCAGGAAGACAUCUAUGAGAAGCCCAUGGUGGAGCUGGACAAGCUGGUGGAGAAGCAGAGGGAGACACACCGGCGGAUGCUGGAGCAGCUGCUGAUGGUUGAACAGUCACACAAACAGGCCUUGUACAAACUGGAGGACGAGAAGAGGAACCACGGAGAGUUCAUGAAGAAGAGCGACGAGUUCACCAACCUGCUGGAGCAGGAGCGAGAGAGGUUAAAGCUGCUAAUUGAUCAGGAGAAGGCCUACCAAGAACGGAAAGACGAAGAGAACAACAAAAAGGUUGCAAGUCUGAAGGAGGAGCUGACAAAACUCAAGUCGUUUGCGUUGAUGGUCGUGGAUGAACAGCAGCGUGUCACUGAGCAGCUGAGUCAACAAACAGCCAAGGUCCAAGAACUGAGCGCCAGUUCUUCACAAGCCCAGGAGGAGCUGAGCUCAGCGAAUGCUCGUCUGCAGGAAGAGGAGCAAAAGGUCUUUCGAUUGGAGGGUGAGCUGCGUGACCAAGCCGGUCGAUACCAUCAGGAACAAGACACGAUGACGGCAAAGCUGACCAGCGAGGACGCUCAGAACCGGCAGCUGCGGCAGAAGCUGUCCACCCUCAGCAGGCAGCUGGACGAGCUGGAGGAGACCAACAAAACCCUGCGCAGGGCCGAGGAGGAACUGCAGGAACUGAGAGACAAAAUUAGCCGUGGCGAGUGUGGAAACUCCAGCCUCAUGUCAGAGCUCGAAGAACUACGGAAACGAGUACUUGAAAUGGAGGGAAAGGACGAAGAGCUGAUCAGAAUGGAGGACCACUGCAGGGACCUGAAUAAGAAACUGGAGAAAGAGGCCAAGCAAAGCCACUGCCUGAAAGCUGAAGUCGAUAAACUGAAUCACAGAAUCAUGGACUUAGAAAAGCUGGAGGAUGCAUUCAGCAAGAGCAAACAGGAGUGCAGCUCACUCAAAAGCAACCUGGAGAAGGAGAGGAUGGUGUCAAAGGUGCUGACAAGUGAGCUGGAAGCCCUGAAAGUCAGAGUGAAAGAGCUGGAGGCUGCUGAGAGCCACCUGGGAAAGACUGAGCUGACACUGAAGGAAGAUCUGACCAAGCUAAAGACUUUGACAGUCAUGUUGGUGGACGAGAGAAAGGCGAUGGCAGAGAAGCUGAAGCAAAUGGAGAACAAGGUCCAGAACAGCACCGGCAAACUUCAGGCUGAGCAGGACAAAGUCACGUCAGUCACAGAGAAGCUGAUUGAAGAAAGCAAGAAGGCGCUGAGAUCAAAGGCUGAGCUGGAGGAGAAAAUGUGCAGCGCUACAAAGGAAAGGGAUGACUUGAAGGCCAAGCUGAGAGCUGAGGAGGAGAAGAGCAAUGAUUCAGAGUCUAAGAUCAAUAUGAUGAAGAAAAGGCUGCAAUCGCUGGAGACAAUUGAGAGAGAAUACCUCAGAAACAAAGCCAAAGAGGAGCACAUCAAAGCCCCCGUUGCUAACCGCUUCCAACAGGAAGACAACAAAGUCAAGGAUCUGACACAGGAAGUGGAACGCCUCCGACGCAAACUGAAGGACAUGAAAGUGGUGGAAGGUGAUUUAUUAAAGACAGAGGAGUUUGAGUCGCUGGAGAAAAGAUUCACCAACGAACAAGAGAAAGCUAAAGCCCUGAUGGAGGAGCUUGAAAUAUCCAGAAAAGAGCUUUCAAAGUACCAACUGGCUGAAAAGAAGGAGUGCAACCAGGAGCACGUUCUUUAUAAACGCCUGAAGGAGGAGGAGGCAAAGUCCAGUCAUCUGACCCGAGAGGUAGCCGCUCUGAAAGAAAAGAUUCAUGAAUACAUGGGAACAGAAGAGUCCAUCUGCCGCAUGAAAACUGACCACUCGAGCCUGCAAAGAAAGCUGACCCAGCAGGAGGUCCGGAACAAAGAGCUGGCCAGAGAGAUGGAGACGCUCACUCGAGAGCUGGAACGAUACAGACGAUUCAGCAAAAGUCUGCGCCCAGGCAUGAACGGAAGGCGCUUUUCAGACCUGCACGUUGCCACCAAGGAGGUUCAGACGGACCCACAUGACCUCAUGUCUCCCGGCUGCAACACGAUGGCACCGCUGGAGCGGGCCGUGGUCAACGGGAAGCUGUACGACGAGAGCGAACCCGAAGAGAACGCAAACUACAGCAACGAGCUUCAGCUCACCAAAUGCAGCCCCUCGCUCAUCAAUAACGUCAACAAUCUAAACAACAACUUGAAAAGAGCACGAACCCCCUUCCUCAAAAACAAAGACAUCCCCCAUCAGGUGAACGGCAAGAUGCAACCGCGGCAGAACGGCAACCACGCGCAGCCCGGAGACGUCGUGCUGACCCACAGUCCUGGGCAGCCGCUGCACAUCAAAGUGACUCCUGACCACGGACACAACACAGCCACACUGGAGAUCACCAGUCCCACCGCAGAAAACACCCCGUCAUUCACCAGCACCGCCGUCAUACCCACCAGCGGAGGUCCACCCAAGCAGAGAAUCACCAUCAUCCAGAACACGUCCAUGUCCCCCACCGCAAAGUCUGUUUCCCCAACAGCAAAAUCCAAGUGUUCCCUUGUGUCCGAAGAGCCCUGUUCACCAGACAGGGCCCUGUCCCCCUUCACCAUGGCCACGUACUCCCGAGCAAUAACCCCAGACUCCUGUGGCUCAGCCACACCGGACAGGGCCAUGUCACCCAUACAGAUCGUAUCAGUGACCACGGGCACGCCUGAGCGCGCUCUGGCCACGGAGCCGGUGGAGGUUGUUGGAGGACACGCCGUCUUCCGAGUGACCCCCGAGAGGCAGAGCAGCUGGCAGGUCCAGAGGUCCAACAGCUCAGGGCCCAACCUCAUCACCACGGAGGACAACAAAAUCCACAUUCACCUGGGGAGUCCGUUCAUUCAGAGCAUCAGCACUCCGUCUCAAACGCUGAGUCCCUGUCACACGCCUGGACUCCAGGAGCAAAGGACUCCGGUGCUCGCAAACUGCAGCCCUCCCACUGCUAAAGGCAGCAGCAAAAUAACCAGUAGCAUCAUGAUUAAGCCCACCUCCACCCCAAUCCAAAGGCCAUCACAAAUUACAGUAAGUAAUGCCUAUGACUGAUCCGAUAACCCCCAAACCCUCCAUCCCAUCCUUCAAGUCGUGCCCAUGAGAUUCAACCCCUUAGUCCCUGAUACCAACUGUACCCUAAUACAUGUCUGUUUACUUCAUUUAUGUGCCUAAACAGGUGAAUGUUUUGGUUUUCUUUGCUUGGUUUGCUCGGUUCUGUGUGAAAAGUUCAGAAAUUGUUUGCCUGCAUGAAAAAAAAAAAGAAAUAGAAGUCUUGAUUGAAUCUGACAUCACACCAGGUUUAACUUAUGUGCACUUACUGUAUUGUACUCAAUGGCUCACUGGCCAUGCAGUCAGACUAUCCACACUGAUGUAUCAUACCAGUUUUAUAUUUCAUACUCCACAUACUGCAUUAUGACUAAGUUGUUUGACUUCCUGAGAAUUAAAGUGUGCAACACAAAGUGUAUGUUUUAGUCUGU
Molecule: messenger RNA, 4166 nt
Organism: Stegastes partitus (bicolor damselfish)
Lineage: Eukaryota; Metazoa; Chordata; Actinopteri; Pomacentridae
Gene: filip1l
Product: filamin A interacting protein 1-like
Exons: 5
Coding region: 241-3741 (1166 amino acids)
Source: RefSeq, a predicted model, not a curated record